AUGACUAUAAAUCAACUAACACCUUCUUAAACUUCCAAAAGCUAUAGCCACCCUCUGAAAUUUAAUUGAUGAGGGUGAACCUAUGAUACUGACCCUAACUUCCUUUGGCAAACAAUCUCUAUGCAAGCUUGCACAGGAUAACUAAUAUCUGUAGGUGACCUACCAUCAUGACCUCAAACUUGUAUCAUAGAAUGAAAUGGCAGUGACAACAAGAUUCCUUUGCUGCAUCAAGCAAGAAGUGACAAGAGACUUGAGAAAGAGUGACACGGCCAUGUUUUGCCCAGUGUAUGGUCCUCAGAGCUGUCUUGCAGUUGGCAUUUAAUGCUGGAAGAAGGUCCUUAUGUAAUCUCAAGGUCAGUAUAUAUACUAUGCUCUUCCGUUCCCUUUGGUUUCAGUUCAUUCUCAGGACUCACAUUGAAAGCUGUAACAAGAGAAGAAAAAAUAUAAUGAGAAAAACCUGCUGUGACAAGGAAGGCCUGAACAGGGGAUCCUGGACAAGCCAAGAAGACAAGCUGCUCUCAGACUACAUUGGGGUUCAUGGCCUUGGGAGAUGGAGAACCUUACCUGCUAAUGCUGGACUAAACAGAUGUGCCAAGAGUUGCAGAUUGAGGUGGCUAAAUUAUCUGAGACCAGGCAUUAAGAGGGGGAACAUCACUGAGGAAGAAGAGGAGCUCAUUGUCAGGCUUCAUAACCUACUCGGUAACAGGUGGUCGUUAAUAGCAGGAAGAUUACCAGGGCGAACAGACAAUGAGAUAAAGAACUACUGGAACACCUACAUGAGGAAGAAGAAAGGAUCGGCCACCGGCAAGUCAAUUCCUCUGCUGAAAAAUAAAGUAGCACAGUCAUUCAAAGAAAAAGGCAAGGAGCCAGAAGUCGUCGCGAGCCAAACCAAGAGUAUCCGAGGCACCAGAACUCAUUUUGCCAAUAUCAUACCUACCGAUGCAUCUCCUGUUCUUCCUGAUCCAGUGGCCCUGUCUGAUUUCAUUGUGAAUGAUUCAACUAGUUCUCAAGGUGCGAGCAGAAUCUGUUCUACUCAGACCAUGCGAGAUUCAGUCUUUUAUCAAGCAGCUGACAGCUUGAGUGCCACUUCUUCAGCUGACUUCAAUUGUACCAGAAUCUCUAACAGUCAGUUGGAAGGUGGCCAGGGGUUGGAUCCCCUCCUGUGUGAAGAUGACGACGACGCAUGGUUUCAGUGCUAUUGAAUCCAAAUAAUCUAAAGUUUAGAUUUAGAUUCACUAAAGCGUCAAAGCAUGAACUAGAUUCAGAAAAUAAUCUAAAGUUUAAAUUUUGCUUCAGACUUAAACUACUGUUCGAACUUCGAAGUCAAAUUUUAGUACUGCACUGAAAUUGUAUAA
This is a messenger RNA of Zingiber officinale, 1355 nucleotides long. Its product is annotated as transcription factor MYB1-like. The record is from RefSeq and is a predicted model, not a curated record. Lineage: Eukaryota; Viridiplantae; Streptophyta; Magnoliopsida; Zingiberales; Zingiberaceae. The transcript is spliced from 3 exons. The coding region runs from base 288 to 1202 and encodes 304 amino acids.